This is a messenger RNA of Orussus abietinus, 797 nucleotides long. RefSeq lists its product as uncharacterized. Gene Ontology annotation, molecular function: protein binding. NCBI's taxonomy places the organism in Eukaryota, Metazoa, Arthropoda, Insecta, Hymenoptera, Orussidae. The record is from RefSeq and is a predicted model, not a curated record. The transcript is spliced from 3 exons. The coding region runs from base 119 to 505 and encodes 128 amino acids.
CAUAUAAACCGUAGGAAGAGACGUCGCAGAAUCCAGUCUAUUAUCAGUCCGGCGUGCGAGUUUAUAUUCUACGUUCCCGUCAUCUCGUGGAAAAAGAGAAGGAAUAAAAAUCAGAACCAUGAAAGCCACAUUUGCAUUGGUCUUGACAUUCGCGUGUCUGUCACUUCUCUUCCUGGAGAGCGAUGCCUUUCCUGAAAAGGAAACCAAAACCGGGACGAAGGACGUGAAGGAGCCGAAGGAGAUCAAGGAAACCGCCACUGCUUCCAAGGAUGUGAAGGAUGCCAUCAAGGCCGCGAAGGAUGCGAAGAAGAAGAAGGAUUGCAAUACCGUUUGCACUGCUGAGUACAACCCAGUUUGUGCACAUGAUCCUAAUGACACAAAAUCCAGACCUAGAACCUUCGGCUCUGCUUGCGUCCUCGACACUCACAACUGCGAAAUGGGAACUCACUUGGUUGUGAAGAACAAAGGCGAAUGUCCGAAAACUGAUGGAGUGAGAUUAUCUUAAAAAAUUCGCCGACAAAAUGGCCGCCUGCGAAGAAACGAAGAAGUAUUACCAAUUUACAUACCCAUCAUUGUUAAGAUUAAGAGCUUUUAUUGCGACGAAUAAGAUGAGAAUAAUGUUAUAAUUGAAUCUUCUGUAGAAUUGUGUAUAAGUUCUGUUACCGUAAUUAGAAUGUUUAUUGCUUGUUCAACGCGAAAUCAAUAACUCGGUGUAAUUUAAUCGAACGGCUCCAUAUUCUAUUAAUUACAAUAUACAUUUGCGUGUACAGUGCAAUAAAACGUAAAAAUGUAGAGAA